AUGUUCGCUUCCAUGUCUCCGCCGAAUCCCAGGAAGCGGGCGGCCCCAGGCGCAAUACCUGCAGUUCAAAUCCCGACGACCGUGCAGCAGUACCAAUCGCCCUACGCCACCCCACUGGAUCAGGUUUCACGCUGGAACGGCGCCGAAGUCUAUGCCACUGACCCGAUCACACCGGGUCCAAAGAACAUACCGCAAUUCAACAUGACCGAGCCGCACUCCCCAUAUCCCAACGCCACCACUCAUCAGCCAUACCAGCACCCGACCAUUACGACGCCUGGGCCGACAAAUGUCAUUGCCCGACGACCUGCGGGCUCCAGCCGCGCCCUCGUCACCCGCCAGCAGUACGAUGGCCUCUCGACAGACUCGUGGCCUUCAUUCGGCGACGAGACCGCGCUGAUGCCUGCCAGUGGCGUCGUCAACCCCCUCGAUGAGAACGACAACAUUGCGCUGCUGGAGGAGCGGGCCGCAAGAGCGAAGAGAGAAGCCCAGGCCAACAGGAAGCAGAUCCCACCAUUUGUUCAGAAACUUGGCAGCUUCCUCAACGAGGAGAAGAACACGGAUCUCAUCCGAUGGUCGCAGAAGGGAGACUCGUUCAUAGUCUUGGACGAGGAUGAGUUCGCCAAGACUCUAAUCCCCGAGCUUUUCAAGCACAACAACUACGCCUCGUUCGUCAGGCAGCUCAAUAUGUACGGCUUCCACAAGCGCGUGGGUCUCUCGGACAAUUCGAUGAAGGCGAGCGAACGAAAGAACAAGAGCCCGAGCGAGUACUACAACCCUUACUUCAAGCGCGGUCAUCCUAAUCUUCUCUGGCUUAUCAACAAGCCCAAGAGCGGCAACUCUAAGAAGAGAAAUGCCAAGAACAACGACGGUGCAGAGGCCGAGAGUGAUGAGGACACAACACCCACCGUCGAGGACAUCAACGGCGCUGGCUAUGUAGGGGCUGCGCAGAACUCCUCGAGGAAUGGAGGCACCGCGCAGGGCGACCCGGGAUCGCAGGCUUUGCAGAAGAAGGACUUCCAAGUGGUCAAGGAACAACUGAACCAGCUACAAAACCAGCAAAGGGCAAUAUCAAACAUGAUACAGAGACUCCGUAACGACCACACGGCACUAUACAAUCAGGCGCUGGCAUUCCAAAAUAUGCACGAGCGCCACGAAAACUCCAUCAAUGCCAUCCUCAAUUUCCUCGCAAACGUUUUUCGCAAGUCACUAGAGGAACAAGGUGGAAACAGUAACCACACGAUGCAGGACCUGUUGGCUAGCAUCAUACCUAAUGGUGGGAGUGGCAGCCAGAUGCAUCAAGGCAGCGUCGUGGACUUGGGGGAGUUUGUGCAGCAGCAACCAGUUGAUCACUCCAACGUUGCCGACAACACUCCCAAGCGGGGUCAGCGCUUGUUGCUUCCAUCUCGCGGCGGUAGGGGUUCGGCUACCACUACAGGGGCCAAGUCGCCCUCUGGAAAUUAUCCAGCUUCGCCUCGUGGUCAGAUGGGAUCCGUCACCGAGUUGUUUGACAACUCGCCAAAUGACGGCACAUCACCACCAGACUACCUCAGCAACGACCUGGGCCAAAGCCCCCAGCAGAUGAUGAGGAUUAUCGAUGCUACCAAUGCCGCAGGGGCAUCCGCCGACAUUGAUCUGCCCGACAUUGCAGCCAAAACUCCCGUCACUCUCAGCAGCGACCAACGCAACCAGAUGUUAAAUCUCAUGGCCAGCCAGGCCACGGCGCCGCCUUCUACUUCGUCUAUCCCUGCAACAGCAAGCCCAAUGCCAGCCACGACUGCUGCUACAUCACCCCAAUCUAUCCCUGCCGUGUUGCAGCAGCAGCGACAGCAGCAGCAGCAGAAGCAGCAGCAGAGAGCAACUCCACCGCCUGCCCCGAAUCAGACAGCAUCUGGACUGGUGUCAUCGCCCGCCAACUCAGGCCUUGGAGCUUCUCCACCCAGAUCACUCUCGCCCCUCAUGUCGUCCAUGCCUCCCCCACCGUCUCUUCAUGAUAUCUCCAUGACGCAAGAAGAGCUUGACAGCCUGCAGCGCUUGCAAGAAGACCAGAGGCACAAGAUUGACGAAAUAUCUCAAUUCUUGGCCCCCCUCUCACCUUCAGGACGAGUGCCUGGUGUCGAUGACGCUGGCAACGCAACAACCGUCUCCCCUGGAGCAACCGGCAGCUAUUUCCCGGACAUGACAGACAACAUGGACAUCGAGCAGUUUUUGGAUUCGAGCGCAUUCGGGACUUUCGACGCAAGCGGCACUGGGGGCUCUGCAGAUGACUUUAACUUCAGUCUUGACGCUAACUACGACGGGUCUACCCCAGUUGCUGCAUUUCCAUUGGGAGCGCCCAUCACCGAGUCCCACAGCAACACACCCAGCUCCGCGGCGACGGAAGAAUAUGUCAUAAAGAAAGAUUUUACAGAGAAUGACGGCUCCCGCACAGGUCCAGAUGCGAAACGGAGGCGAAUGGGUUGA
Pyricularia pennisetigena is the source of this 2460-nucleotide messenger RNA. RefSeq lists its product as uncharacterized. NCBI's taxonomy places the organism in Eukaryota, Fungi, Ascomycota, Sordariomycetes, Magnaporthales, Pyriculariaceae. The transcript has 2 exons. The coding region runs from base 1 to 2460 and encodes 819 amino acids. Gene Ontology annotation, molecular function: sequence-specific DNA binding; DNA-binding transcription factor activity. Gene Ontology annotation, biological process: regulation of DNA-templated transcription. The record is from RefSeq and is a predicted model, not a curated record.